AUGGCCUGUGAUCUGAUUCUUGCCAGGUACCACGAGUGGAUGAAAUCGGAGGAGCUGCAGCGCCUGACGGCGUCUGAACCCCUGAGCCUGGAGCAGGAGUACGAGAUGCAGCGCAGCUGGCGGGAGGACGCCGAUAAGUGCACGUUCAUUGUGCUGGACACGGAGCGGUGGUCGGCGCAGGCGUGUGCGGAGGAGGACUGCAUGGUGGGAGAUGUGAACCUGUUCCUCACCGACGUUGAGGAUCCCACUCUGGGCGAGAUUGAAAUUAUGAUUGCAGAGCCCAGCUACCGUGGCAGAGGAUUUGGCAAGGAGGCAACUCUGAUGAUGAUGUCCUAUGGGGUGAAAAACCUAGGGAUCACCAAAUUCGAGGCAAAGAUUGGCCAGGAGAAUGAAGCCAGUAUCAGCAUGUUCAAAAAGCUUCAUUUCAAGGAGGUAGCUGUGAACAGCGUCUUCCAAGAAGUGACGCUGAGGCUGGAUGUGAGUGACCAAGAGAAGCACUGGCUCCUGGAACAGACAAGCCACGUGGAGGAGAAGAGCUACACUGACCUAAAGCUGCCCUCCGCGGUGCCCCAGAGCUGA
Messenger RNA from Tinamus guttatus (white-throated tinamou), 579 nucleotides. The record is from RefSeq and is a predicted model, not a curated record. Lineage: Eukaryota; Metazoa; Chordata; Aves; Tinamiformes; Tinamidae.